AUGGGCAAUCUAACAUCGAAAACCGAUGAGACAUCAUCAUCAUAUACGCUCAAAAAUGAAAGUAAAAAGCCUCAAGCAGCUCCAAACAAGUCUCUAUCGGUGAUUCGAUCUCGUAAUGUAGAAAACUUCAUUAUAAUAUGGUUAGAUUCGAAUAUGAAAGAAUCAAAACGAAAAACUCAACAUGCAAUAAAUCAAUUCCGACAGGUAAUCAAUUCUAUUCGAACAUUUACUGAUUCUGAUCAAUGCAUGAAUUUUAUUCGUGAUAUUAAAAAUGAAAAAAUAUUUUUGAUUAUUUCUGCUGGUCUAAGUCAAAGUUUUGUUCAACUUGUUGAAGAAAUGAUUCAGCUGAUUUCGAUUUAUAUUUAUUCGAAUCAUAAAUUAAAACAGGAACAAUGGAUAAAUAACCAUAGAAAAAUCAAAGGUAUUUUUAUUCAAAUCGAACACAUUUGUGAUGCCAUAAAAAAGGAGGCUCGUCAAUGUGAAACUGAUUUAAUACCAAUUAGUAUUGUUACGAAUAUAUCAGCAACGAAUCUCGACGAACUUGAUCAAUCAUUCAUGUAUUCACAAUUACUAAAAGAAAUUCUAUUAGAAUUAGAGCAUGAUGAUAAGGCAAAAAGUGAACUCGUUGAGUUUUGUCGUGAACAAUAUGCUGAUAAUGAAAAGGAAUUAAAAAUAAUUGAUGAAUUCAAUCAAAAUUAUAGCAAACCAUCACCGAUUUGGUGGUAUACACGUGAAUGUUUUGCUUAUUCAAUGCUUAAUAAAGCUCUACGAACACAAGACGUAGAAGUAAUUAUUAAAAUGGGUUUUUUCGUUCGUGAUCUUCAUCAACAAAUUGAACAAUUGCAUUCUCAAACAAAUAAUCAACGCUCAUUUAUUGUCUAUCGUGGACAAGGAAUUUUGAAUAAUGAAUUCGAAAAAAUGAAGAAAAGUAAAGGAUGUCUUCUAUCAUUUAAUAAUUUUUUAUCAACAAGUACAACGAGGGAAGUAUCAAUGAAAUUUGCUCGUAAAGCUUUAAAUAAUCCUGAACUAGUAGCUAUUUUUUUCCGAAUGGAAAUCGAUCCGCCAAUAACGUCGACACCAUUUGCAUCGUUGGAUACGAUUAGUUAUUAUUCAGCUGUAGAAAAAGAAAUUCUGUUUUCAAUGCAUGCCGUCUUUCGAAUCGGAGAAAUGAAACAAAUCGAAGGUCGUAUGUGGCAAGUUGAUCUAAAGUUAACAAGUGAAAAUGACCCACAACUAACACAAUUGACAAAAUAUAUACGAGAAAAGAUUCGUGGUGGUACAGGUCUACAUCGAAUGGGAGCUUUGAUGCAUAGAAUGGGUGAAUUUAAUAAAGCAGAAGAAAUCUACACAAUUCUACUCGAAGCAACAUCUGAUGAUCGUAAAGAACUUGCUUUUCUUCAUCAUCAACUUGGAUAUAUUAAUGAUCAAAAAGGUGAUUUAACCACAGCAUUAAUUCACUAUAAAAAAUCACUCGAGAUUAAUUUAACUGAAAUGUCACCAGAUGAUCCUUCACUUUCACCAACUUAUUCUAGUAUCGGUAUUGUUCUAAAAAAACAAGGCGAUCUUGCAGGUGCAUUAGAACAAUAUCAACAUGCUCUUGCCAUUGAUACUAAUGAACCCGAACCUGAUCAACUGCAAAUUGCAACUCGACAUAAUAAUAUUGGCGCAGUAUUAAAGGACCAAAAAAAGUACACAGAAGCACUGGCAAGCUAUCAAAUUGCACUCAAAAUUCAAGUUGCUCAUCUUCCAUCUCGUAGUCCAUUAAUUGCAACUACGUAUAAUAAUAUUGGUUUAGUACAUUCUUCCAUGGGAGAUAAAUCUACUGCAGUUUCAUAUUAUGUAAAAUCGCUUGAAAUUUUUCAAAGAACACUAACAUCGAAUCAUCCAUCGUUGGCUGUUGCACAUCGAAAUAUAGCUAGAGCAUUAGAAGAUCUUCAACGAUAUGAGGAAGCGCUCGAACAUGCUACUCAAGCUCUUGAUAUAUCUUGUCGUGCUUUUGGUUCGGAUAAUAGUGAAGUAAAAUUGAAUCGAGAAAAUCUUAAUCGAAUUCAGCAGAAAAUUAUGGUCGAUCUUACUACGUCAGAAUAG
Messenger RNA from Rotaria socialis, 2088 nucleotides. NCBI's taxonomy places the organism in Eukaryota, Metazoa, Rotifera, Eurotatoria, Philodinida, Philodinidae. The record is from the annotation of a GenBank genome assembly.